AUGGACUUCACAAACGGGCCCGCCAUGCCCCUCCCCACAGGGAACAACAACAACAACGCCGACUCCUCCUCAGGCCCCGGCCUCGGCGGCUCCUCGAGCUCCGGCCCAGGCGACAACACCACCAACUCCCCCGCGGAGCUUCAGCCCGACCAGACGGGCCGUGUCGUCGGCGUCGUUCUCACUGCAGUUUUUGCUGUUUUGAUAUUCGGCGGCUUCGCGACGUGGUUCGUCCUCCGCGUGCGUCGUCGGCGGUCGCGCUUACGCUCCGUCAAGUUCUCAGCUAUGAGUCUGGAUGGAACGGGAGCUGGCACGGGAACGGGGGCUGCGAUGGGUGCGGAGAGCGCGUUGGAGGAGGCGCGUAUUGCGGGGCUGACACGGCCAGCACCACCAGGGCAGAACCACGCACCGCAGCACUCAUGGGACUUUGUCGACGCGAAUCCAGACUCAGAGAUGAAGGCUAAACUCUCGAAACCCCCUCCGUCACGCGACAGCGAGCGUCUCCGAUUAUCGCUCACCCAGCCUCAGCAGGCACCCUCGCAGCACUCGCAUACCUCCGAGUCUAAGACAAAACACGACGAGGAAGACGACGAUGCCCGCUCAGAUCUAAGCGCACCACCAGGCGUUGAGCCGCCCGCUUAUUCGCAUCGGCUUGCGGAUGAUACUCAUCCGCAGCAUGCGGGAGAAGAGGAAGGACGGAAGGACGUCUCAUAA
Messenger RNA from Coniophora puteana RWD-64-598 SS2, 711 nucleotides. RefSeq lists its product as uncharacterized. Bases 1 to 711 code for a protein of 236 amino acids. NCBI's taxonomy places the organism in Eukaryota, Fungi, Basidiomycota, Agaricomycetes, Boletales, Coniophoraceae. The transcript is spliced from 2 exons. The record is from RefSeq and is a predicted model, not a curated record.